AUGCGACCAUCGCCCCAUGGCCUCACCUGCCGCCUCGACGCGCCGGCGAAGCUGAAUCUCUGCCUGGAGGUCCUGGGCAGGGGGAGCGACGGCUUCCACCAGCUGCGGACGCUGAUGGCAACGAUUGGCCUCCGCGAUACUCUCGAGAUAACAGCGACCGGCCAGGGCGAACCGAUCCGCCUGGAAGUCCUCGGCCACCCCCGCCAGACUGCCGGCGUGCCGACCGACGGCCGCAACCUCGUGGUGCGUGCGCUAGAGUUGCUUAGAGACGAGGCGGGCGUCGAUCGCGGCGCCGACGUGCGGCUGGUGAAGCGGAUUCCCAAUCAAGCCGGCCUCGGCGGGGGGUCGAGCGACGCGGCGGCCGCCCUGCUGGCCGCGGCCCGGGUGUGGGAACUCGAUUGGUCGCAGGAACGUAAAAUAGAGAUAGGCUCGCGGCUCGGAAGCGAUGUCCCGUUUUUUGUCGGUGCGAUCGGAGAUCGCUCGUGGCGCGCCGCGUUGGCGACCGGACGGGGUGAGCGGAUUCAACCCACGCCGUUCUCAGCGGGCAUGCCCGUCGUCGUGGUGAAACCCGACGCCGGCCUAGCGACCGCGGCGGUUUACCAGGCAUGCCAGCCAGCCGACUACGCCCCCGCCGACGACCCCGACCGGACGCAGAGCGUCGCCGCGGCCCUUGCCGUUGGAGACUGGCGCCGGAUGGCGGCCUGGAUGACCAACGGUCUGCAGCACGCUGCGGUGCGGCUCGCGCCGUGGCUCGACAGGGUCCGGUCGGCCUUCGAUCGGUGCGGUUGUGCGGCUCAUCAGCUUUCGGGGAGCGGUUCGGCUUACUUCAGGCUGUUUCCGACGAUGGGGCAGGUACGCAUCAAGUUGAUGGAUGAACCGGGCGAACGCCUCCGCGCGUUCUGCUCGAUCACAUUCGACGACUGCUUUGUCGUCCGCGAUCUUAAGAUCAUCGAGGGCACAAGCGGCUUGUUCGUCGCCAUGCCCAGCCGCAAGCUCACCGCUCACUGCGGCAAGUGCGGCAUGAAGAACCACCUCCGCGCGCACUACUGCAACCAGUGUGGCGGGCGGCUCAAUGAAAGCCGGGUCAUUAAAGACGCCGACGGCCGCACCAAGCUCUACGCCGAUAUCGCGCACCCGAUCAACUCCUCCU
Molecule: messenger RNA, 1150 nt
Organism: Symbiodinium sp. CCMP2456
Lineage: Eukaryota; Dinophyceae; Suessiales; Symbiodiniaceae
Source: the annotation of a GenBank genome assembly